Lutra lutra (Eurasian river otter) is the source of this 816-nucleotide messenger RNA. Its product is annotated as proline-rich protein 2-like. NCBI's taxonomy places the organism in Eukaryota, Metazoa, Chordata, Mammalia, Carnivora, Mustelidae. The coding region runs from base 1 to 816 and encodes 271 amino acids. The record is from RefSeq and is a predicted model, not a curated record. The transcript has 2 exons.
AUGAACUCCAAGCCCGGCCAGCUGGUUUCCAUCGAAAGGUCCCCCGAGAGAAAGCCCCUCCGAGGCGGCGGCCAGGGUCGGCGCGGGAGAGACCCACUGAGGCGGCCCGGGGGCGGCCGCACGGCAGGGCCAGGGUGUGCCCGGCCUCCGUUUUACCUUUGUUUCAGCUUUCCUGUUAACAAGUUCCCGAGGGCUGUGCGGGCGAACUGGCCUGGGAGCCCCAAAAGUGGGAGGGGCAGGGCCGUCCCCCGCCUUCUCUGCUCGGUGGGUGCCCCCGGGGCAGGCGGUUUCCACACCUCCCGGGAAGCCACUGCCCGGGACCCAGCAGGGCGUGCACUGGAGCCCGCACCGCCCCAAACCCGGACUCCCACGGCUCUGCCGCCGGCCCAGCUCCGCGAGGCCCCUCCGGCCCCGCUGGCCAGGCCGGUCCCCGCCCCCAGGCCCCGGCCCCGCCCGCUCCGGCCUCCGCGCACCGCCCCCCGGCCUCGCCACCACCCUCGGGCAGGGCCGGGGGCGCCCUGGCUCCAGGCCGCGCGGCGGGCGUCCCCGCGCCUACCUCAGCGCCCGCGGCUCCUCCUCCGGCUGCUGCCCCGGCUCGCGGACGGCGCUUGCCACCAGAACCCCCGGCGGCGCGGAAUCUGGGAGUCGAGUGCAGCGUGUGAAGAGCUGAGGCCCGAACGCGCCCCGCCCGUCCGCCCGUCACCUCCUCCCCCUUAUGCCCACCCUCCGCCGCGCGCUCGGCGCCCCGCCCCGCCCGCCAGGCUCCGCCCACCCCGCCGCCCGGUGUCGGGAAGGGGGCCGCCAGGGGCGCUGUGA